Closterium sp. NIES-65 is the source of this 2748-nucleotide messenger RNA. The record is from the annotation of a GenBank genome assembly. Lineage: Eukaryota; Viridiplantae; Streptophyta; Zygnematophyceae; Desmidiales; Closteriaceae.
AUGGACGUCACUGCGGAUAUUAAAGUGCUGGUGGCGAUGCGGGACGACCAGCACUGCCGAGAAGCCCUAGACUGGACGAUUAAGGAGUUCGGAAAGCGCAAGGAUACCAGCGUGUGUCUGCUCCUCACGCAUAUUGUGACGGAACUUCGCAAUACAGCGGGCAAGCUGGUGCGCCUAGGCGAGGCGGACAGCCCGAGCGUGGCGGUGCACAUAUGCGACCGCGUUCUGCCGUACCUCGAGAGCCUGCAAGACGUCAGCGACGACGCCGGGUUGCCGUCCACGGUGCACGUGAUAAAGAACGAGGACAAGGGCGGCGCCAUUCUUGAGGCGGCGCAGAAGCUGGAGGCGACGCACAUCGUGCUGGCUAGCAUUCCCAACAAGCCCAUCGGCGAGUGGAAGACCAUCAACGUGUGCGCGAGGGAGGAGGUGUUGCCGCCCGGCGCGUCGCUCUAUGUGGUGCAGAGUGGCAAGAAGCUGAAAACCGUGCAGAGCAAGGAGCAGGCGCCCGCUAAGCCCGUCCCCCUUGCUGCCCUUACGCUUUACCCCCAUCCCCGUUUCCCCUAUCUCUCCCAACUCGUCCUCUCCUCCUUAUCCCACGUUUCCAACCCAUCCCAGCCCGUCCCUCCCCCAGCACGCGUGUUCCACGGCACAGCGCUCAACAAGAAGCUGCCAGACAUCCAGGAAGGGAUCUGUUUUCCUAUCUCUUGUGCUCCCUCGCGCCCCUUACCUUCUGACAUCCCAUGCCCCACUUCCCUGCGUUUCCUCUUUCCGCCCUCCCAGCCCGUCCCUCCCCCAGCGCGAGUGUUCCACGGGACAGCCCUCAACAAGAAGCUGCCAGACAUCCAGGAGGGGGGGAGCGGCGUGCAGGAGGACGGAGACGCACAGGGGGGCAGCGGGGCAGCGGACGGGGAGGGGGAAGGGGAAGGGGAAGGGGAAGCGGGAGGCAAGGAGGCCGCAGCAGAGGGGGGAGCAGAGGGGGAAGGGGCUGGGAAGGCGGAGGGCGGGGCAGUGGAGGGGGGAGGGGAGGGUGCGGGGAAGAACGAGGAGGGGCUGUCUGCUCUGGAGCUGGCUAGGCGAGCAUAUGCUGCUAAGGCCAAGGCUGCUGCUGGGGCAGGCGGUGGGGGUGGGUCUGGGGGCGCGGCAGCAGGUGGGGCAGCAGCAGGAGGAGGAGGGGCGGCAACGGCAGGGGGGGCGGCGGGAGGGGGAGUGCCGCCCAAGGACCGGCCGAGGAAGAAGAAGCCAUCGGCUGGUGCUAAGGCCCGGCUUGAGAAGAAGAUGGCGGAGAGGGAGGGCUCCUCCGGCCGUAAAGUGCCCUCGGACAAGAAUCCGCUGACACGCCCUCUCCAAGUGGUGGAGCCCGCAGAGGGCGCGCAGAGGCAGCCGUUCAAAGAGUUCACGCUGGAGGAGCUGCAGGCCGCCAUCGAGCACUUCUGGCCCAACCACGUGUGCGGCGAGGGCAGCUACGGCGUGGUGUAUAAGGGCAUGAUUGACGGGCAGACGGUCGCUGUGAAGCAGCUCAAGAACCCCGACGUGAAGGCUGCUCUCGAUGAGAUCGACCGGGAGAUGGAGGUGCAGAAGCGCAUAGACCACCCGAAUGCGGUGCGCCUGGUGGGGUACUGCAGGGAGGACCGCUCGCUGGUCUACGAGUUCAUGGCCAACGGGUCUCUUGAGGACCGCCUGCUGUGUAUUGGGGGGGUGCCUCCCCUCCAGUGGCCUGAGCGCUGCCGCAUCGCCAUGGAGAUCGCAGCAGGCCUGCAGCACCUGCACACGCGCAAGCCGCCCAUCGUGCACCGCGAUGUGAAGCCAGCCAAUGUGCUGCUGGACGACCACUUCACCGCCAAGCUUGGCGACGUGGGGCUCGCUCGCCUCAUGGGCGACCUCGCUCCCGGCCACUCCCACGUCGUGCGGAAAUCAGUCAUUGUCGGGACCGAGCAUUAUGUCGAUCCUGAGUAUCUGUGCGCCAGGAGGGGGUAUCUCGGGCCGAAAUCGGACGUGUAUUCGUUCGGAGUGGUGCUGCUGCAGAUGCUGGUUGGGGAGGUGCCGAACCUGAAGAGGAUCGAUGCUAUGGUGGAGAAGGAGGAGUUGACAGUGGUGCUGGAUCCCAGGGCUGGUGAAUGGCCGCCGAACCUGGCACUUGAUCUCGCGAACCUGGGGCUGUGGUGCGCGGAAAUGGACCGCCGAGAUCGGCCGGAUCUGACGGAGGAGGUGAUUCCGGCGCUGAUGGAUAUUUGCGAGGCGGCGGCCGAUGCGGUGGUUGAGUGGGAGGCGAAGCAGGAGGCACAGAAGGAGAAGGAGCGGCUGGAGAAGGAGGAGAAGGAGAAGGCUGAGAAGGAGGCGAGGGCGAAGGCUGAGGAGGAGAAGAAGAAGAAGCAGCAGGCGGAAGAGGAAGCUGCUAGGAAGCCCAAGGAGGCGGCUGCUGGGGCUGGGGCGAGCGAGGCGGCGUCGGCGGGGAAGAAAGCAGGAGCAGCGGGAGCGGUGGCAGCACCGUCGAAUGAAGCGGCGAAGGGUGGGUGCUGUACCAUUUCGUGGGAGAACCCCCUGAUGGGGUGGACAUCAACAGCGGACCCCAUGGCAUGUGUGGCGGACUCAGCCCUCUCCUUCCACUCCAAGCAGGACGCCGUUGACUUUGUUGAACGCCACGGCUGGCACUACCAGGUCCUCGAGCCGCAGAAGCCAAUCAAGAAGCCCAAAUCAUACGCGGACAACUUUCGCUGGAAGGGUCCUCCCGCCACUGCUGCUGACAAGUAG